AUGUCUACACACCACGACCCCACACUUGAUCUGCCCCGGCUUCUCUGUCUCCACGGCGGGGGAACAAACGCUCGAAUCUUUACCAUGCAAUGUCGCGUCCUCUCCUUGCAUUUGAAACCUUAUUUCCGUCUCAUAUUUGCCGAAGCACCGUUUGAAUCUGGUGCCGGGCCCGAUGUUACAAGCGUCUAUGGAGACUGUGGACCUUUUAAACGCUGGCUGGGCUGGUUACCAGAACAUGAAGUGAUAAAUACACGUGAUGAGGUGAUUGCUAUCGAAGAGAGUAUUGAGAAAGCGAUGAGAGAGGAUGAUGCUAAAGGAGCUACCGGGGAAUGGGUAGGAUUGUUGGGAUUCAGUCAGGGGGCGAAGAUAGCUGGGAGCUUGUUGUUGAGGAGGCAGAUCAGAGAAGAAGGGGGAAGGGACUUGGAGGGUCAUGAUUGGAGAUUUGCGGUUUUGAUGGCGGGCAGACCGCCAUUGAUUAGUAUGGAGAGAGAUCAGGAUAGAUGGGGACCAGUGGAUGAGAAUGACGUUUUGACUUUACCAACUAUUCAUGUUCAUGGAUCCAAAGACCCGGGAUUGGAGUUACAUCAAGAAUUGCUCAAAAUUUGGUGCGAGAAAGGAAGUGCGCAAGUGAUUGAAUGGGAUGGCAAUCAUAGAAUUCCGAUCAAAACUGGAGAUGUCGAAGCUGUGGUAAAUCCACUGCUCGAAUUAGCGGAACAGCUGGGUGUUUUGACAGUCGACCUGCCUGUCUGA
Botrytis porri is the source of this 750-nucleotide messenger RNA. RefSeq lists its product as uncharacterized. Lineage: Eukaryota; Fungi; Ascomycota; Leotiomycetes; Helotiales; Sclerotiniaceae. The record is from RefSeq and is a predicted model, not a curated record. Gene Ontology annotation, biological process: secondary metabolite biosynthetic process. Gene Ontology annotation, cellular component: cytoplasm; nucleus. The transcript has a single exon. Bases 1 to 750 code for a protein of 249 amino acids.